Molecule: messenger RNA, 2114 nt
Organism: Hyla sarda
Lineage: Eukaryota; Metazoa; Chordata; Amphibia; Anura; Hylidae
Gene: FBXW4
Product: F-box and WD repeat domain containing 4
Exons: 9
Coding region: 309-1490 (393 amino acids)
Biological process (GO): SCF-dependent proteasomal ubiquitin-dependent protein catabolic process
Cellular component (GO): SCF ubiquitin ligase complex
Molecular function (GO): protein binding
Source: RefSeq, a predicted model, not a curated record
CACUAGUUCUGUGAACCUCAACUGAGGCAUUUGCCCAUAGCAACCAAUCAGCUCAUUCCUUUCACUAUCCAACCUGCCCUGCCCCGACCUGAGCCGGCCUGUGAUUGGUCACCGCACCUCACGCUCUGCUCAAUGUAUCAGUACCGGAGCUGCCGCUGCUCGUAGAGUUCCUGGUAAUCACGUGACUCGGUCAGACACUGCCAUGGCUUCCAGUCCCCGCUACUUGUGACCCGACCACCAACCAUGGGAAAGCAGAGUGUGCGGAGAGCAGAGCACCUCCAGAUCCUGAGCGCCAGGCACCCCCUGACAUGGGUGCCCACUUCCUGCAGCUGCCUGAGGAGAUCCUCCUGCUCGUCCUCUCCUACCUGGACGGCCGGGCGCUGGGGCGGCUGGGGCAGGUGUGCAGGAGACUCUAUCACUUCACCUGCCGGGACGCGGUGUGGAGGAGGAUAGCCCGGCGCUGCCUGAACUCCGGCUUCGUGCUGCAGGGCACAGACGUGGCUUCUGGAAUUCCUGUGAAGGAAAGAGUACGGGUUUCUCAAAACUGGAAAAAUGGACGUUGUCGGCGGGAUAUCCUACUCAAGUGGAAACGCAAUUUAAUGCCCUGGUUGCAAGUAGAUGGGGACGUGUUAUAUUUUACUCAGGCUGAAGAAAUCAGAGCACACCAGCUACGUGAUAAUGGCGACGGACUUCACAAAAGACCCUUUGCUGUGUUCUUGGGUCAUCAGGAAGAUGUCUGUCGAUUUGUUGUCACCGAUUCUUACAUAAUCAGUGGAGGAGGGGAUGGAAAGAUCGCCCUUCAUAAUCUUCACAGCACUGCCAGCAUCCAGUUUACUGCACACGAGCAGGAUGUGAACUGCGUGGAUUGUCACGGAGGAAUUAUAGUCAGCGGCUCCAGGGACAGGACUGCUAGGGUGUGGUCUCUUUCCUCCACGACAGACUGGCGAUGGCUUCACACCAUUCAGACAGAAGAUAGAGUAUGGUCAGUUGCCAUAAGCCCUCUUUUAAGCUCCUUUGUUACUGGGACAGCCUGCUGCCACCAUACAUCACCACUCAGGAUUUGGGACCUUCAGAGUGGCCAGCUAAUGAAUUGCCUUGGGACCGAAUUCAGAAGAGGCGCUGGAGUUUUGGAUGUCUGCUAUGAGUCCCCAUCCAUUUUGUUGUCAUGCGGCUAUGAUACAUACAUUCGAUGCUGGGACUUAAGAACAAGCUUCAGGAGGUGUGUCGGGGAGUGGGAGGAACCCCAUGACAGUGCACUGUACUGCAUACAAAGUGAUGGGAACAAUAUGAUUGCCAGUGGAUCUUCAUACUAUGGUGUCAUAAGAUUGUGGGACAAAAGAAUGAAUCAAUGUUUACAGUCCUUCACCUUGUCAUCUCCGACCAGCAGCCCGGUGUACUGCCUUCGCUUCAAUACCUCUCACCUAUAUGCAGCCCUGGCUACUUCGCUACACCGCUUGGACUUCUCCAGCUAUCAGUUUACAGCCUUGUAGCAUCCGCGGAUACCGCUAACACAUUUUGUGACAUACACCCCAUCCCCCAGAGUAGAAAAAUAAAAACAAAAACUGUCAUUCUAGCCAACAUAAAAAGAGCUUUAAAGGUAUUUUUAGUGUAUCCCAACAGCCUUCUUUAUACAGUUGCCUUUUCCUUAUAUACAGUCCAUUGUCCAUUCCGGUUUAUAAAAAAGCUUUACGUAGUGUGUAAUGAAACCUAAACUUUUAGAAUAUACUGUGUGCUCUGAUUCUGUUUUUAAGAUCGCUGCCUGCUGUUACUGAAUAGAAACUAAAAAUAGAGCCUGAACCCCCAUUUUAAUCUAGUCCUGCUCACCCAGCUGCUGCAUCUGUAAACAUAGAAGAGGAUGGGAGAGAUAAAGAGAGAGAUAGGGGGCGCUCCCUUGUAGUGUAUAUCGACUUGGUGUGAUCCCUCCACCGCACCUAAGUGAUAUACUCACCUUUUGGUGGUGAUGUUAUUAGUCCCACGACUGUGGCGGGUCGUGGUAUUUGAGGUGCAAUCGGGUGGAUGGAAUAUGAGCUGCUUCACUCGGACCGAUACUGGGUUCCCAGCAAGGGACCAGCUUGGAAAUGGGUAAGUGGUAGGAAAAGGCGGUCUAUGAGGCG